AUGUCGAAAGGUCGUGUUCUAUUAGCUUACUCUGGCGGUCUUGAUACAUCCUGCAUUCUUGUGUGGUUGAUUGAGCAAGGAUAUGAAGUCCUUGCUUAUAUGGCAAAUAUUGGCCAAGAAGAAGAUUUCGAAGCUGCCAAGGUCAAAGCUUUAAGCAUAGGAGCAAAGAAAGUUUUCAUCGAAGACUUGCGACGCGCUUUUGUCGAAGAGUUGAUUUACCCAGCUAUUCAAGCAAAUGCUGUUUAUGAGAACGUCUAUCUUUUGGGUACUUCGCUCGCUAGACCAGUCAUCGCAAGAAGUCAAAUUGAAAUUGCGAUUCGAGAAGGCUGCGACGUCGUCUCUCACGGAUGCACUGGAAAAGGCAAUGAUCAAGUUCGCUUUGAAUUGGCGUACUAUGCUUUAAAACCAAACAUCAAAGUCAUUGCUCCCUGGCGUAUGCCUGAAUUUUAUGAACGCUUCCCCGGACGUCAAAGUCUUAUUGCUUAUGCGAAUGAAAAAGGUAUUCCCGUCGUGCAUACAGCGGCUAAACCUUGGUCAACCGAUGAGAACUUGUACCAUAUUUCUUACGAAGCUGGUAUGUUGGAAGAUCCUGCAGCAACUCCAUCCCAGGAUAUGUGGAAACUCACUGUUGCUCCCGAAAACGCCCCUGAUACUCCUGAGCGCAUUAUAAUAGCUUUCGAAAAGGGAAAACCAGUUCGAAUAGAAAACAAGAAUGACGGCACAGUAGUAACUGAUCCACUCGAUUUGUUCAUCUACCUAAAUACGCUCGGUCGUCGUAAUGGCAUUGGUCGUGUAGAUAUUGUGGAAUCUCGUUUCAUCGGUCUCAAGUCGCGUGGGUGUUACGAAACGCCUGGAGGUACCAUUCUCCGCGCAGCUCACAUAGAUCUCGAAGGACUUACUCUAGACGGUCAAGUACGCCAUCUGAAAGACGUAAACAUCAGCAUACCAUAUGGCAGGUUAUUAUACAACGGAUUGUAUUUCUCACCGGAAAGAGAGUUCUUGUUGCAUUCCCUAGAAUUUACGCAAAGGAAUGUUAAUGGUGAAGUACAGCUUAAACUAUACAAGGGAAGUAUAACGAUUGAGGGAAGGAAGGCGUUUGGAGAUGGCGCCAAGUUGUACAAUAUGGAAGAGAGCUCUAUGGACGUGCAAGGAGGACUAACGCCGACUGAUGCUGGUGGAUUCAUCAGGACUCAUGCGAUCAGACUCAGAAAAUGGACUCCCUCGAAUUAG
This is a messenger RNA of Paraglomus occultum, 1230 nucleotides long. NCBI's taxonomy places the organism in Eukaryota, Fungi, Glomeromycota, Glomeromycetes, Paraglomerales, Paraglomeraceae. The record is from the annotation of a GenBank genome assembly.